AUGGAAAUGAAAAUGAUAGAUGCUACAAGUGGAAGAGCACUAGUCAACAUGACGCCUCAAAGAGCGAGAGAAUUGAUUUCAACCAUGGUUGCCAACUCUCAACAAUUCCGACCGAUUACAGAACCCACGAGACAGGUUCAUGGGUUAAAUUCUCUAUCUGUAGAAGAUAAAAUUGACAAGUUUACUAACGUUGUUCAAAAUUUACUUUCAGAUAAAAUAAACCCAACACAGUUAUGCGAAAUUUGCGCCAAGCCAGACCACCCGACGGACUCAUGUCCAAUUUUACAAGAAGAUUUGGUAGAACAAGCGAAUGCUGUCGGGAACUUCCUAAGACCACCCCAAAGACUGUAUGACCCCUACUCGAACUUGUAUAAUGUGGGGUGGAAGGAUCACCCGAAUCUCAGCGAUGGGACAAAUCUGCGGUUCAAUCAACCGUUCCAACAAAGGCCGCCGCAGAAUCAACAGAUACCACCCCCGAAGUCAUCUUUGGAGGCCAUAGUGGAAAGGUUAGCCAACAGUACUGAGAAGUUCCAACAAAAAACUGACAUGCAUUUGCAGGAGUUGGACAAGCAAGUAAGCAAACUCGCGCUCACGGUUAGCCGUUUAGAGUCCCAAGGUAAGUUGUCAUCCCAGACUAAGCCAAAUUCACGACACAAUGUAAGCGCUAUGACGCUAAAGAGUGGGAAGGUUUUGGAGCCCGUACAUGACACAAGUCGCGCCACGACGCUAGUCAAGAUAGGGAGAAACUUGGCACAGAGGCUCCAGUGGAGUCGGCACCACAAAAUUCAUUUGCAGUACCACCUCCGUUUCCCGGAUGACUUGUCCAAUAUCCCACAAUACGCGAAGUUCCUGAAAGACUUAUGUACGAGUAAAAGGAAACUUUUGGGAAAUGAAAAGGUAAAUGUCGAAGAAAAUGUCUCCGCCGUUCUGCAACGAAAAAUACUGCCCAAAUAUAAGGACCAAGGCGUGAUAAUCCAGCUUGCAGAUAGAUCUGUGGUGCAUCCGGAGGGAGUAUUAGAGGACGUUUUUGUCAAGGUAAAUGAGCUAAUAUUUCUUGUGGACUUCUACAUGAUCGACAUGGAGGAUGACAAUUAG
Molecule: messenger RNA, 1095 nt
Organism: Gossypium arboreum
Lineage: Eukaryota; Viridiplantae; Streptophyta; Magnoliopsida; Malvales; Malvaceae
Exons: 3
Coding region: 1-1095 (364 amino acids)
Source: RefSeq, a predicted model, not a curated record